This is a messenger RNA of Trichosporon asahii var. asahii CBS 2479, 2586 nucleotides long. RefSeq lists its product as uncharacterized. Gene Ontology annotation, molecular function: saccharopine dehydrogenase activity. The record is from RefSeq and is a predicted model, not a curated record. The transcript has 11 exons. Bases 1 to 2586 code for a protein of 861 amino acids. Gene Ontology annotation, cellular component: cytoplasm. NCBI's taxonomy places the organism in Eukaryota, Fungi, Basidiomycota, Tremellomycetes, Trichosporonales, Trichosporonaceae.
AUGAUCAAAUCGCUGUCACGACCAACAUCACGAGUAGUCCAGCUCCACUCCGGCUACCGGGGACUGUCGAGCAGCGCAGCGGCGCUGGCAACCUUGGGCAUGCGUCGCGAGGACCCCCGCCGGGUCUGGGAGCGCCGUGCUCCCUUGACGCCAGAUGCGAUUAAGAGCUUGGUGAAGGACAAGGACAACACAGUUGAGGUGGAGAGCUGCGAGCGGCGCUGUUUCACCGACGAGCAGUACGAGGCUCUGAGCAACGCAGUCGACGUUGUGCUCGGCAUCAAGGAGCCGCGGGUGCAGGAUGUGGAGGAGCUGAUUGCGCGCGAUGACAAGAAGCGCACCUGGAUGAUGUUUUCGCACACCCACAAGGGGCAGCCGUACAACACUGGUCUUCUUGCGACCUUCCUCCCUCCCACGAAGGGACAGACUCUCAUCGACCACGAACUUCUGACCGCGCCAACGAAGGAUGGAAAGCUGAAGCGCGUAGCCGCGUUCGGAUGGUAUGCCGGAGGACUGAGCCUGACUGGUCUCGCACUCCUGAAGCGCGGUAUCGCCCACCCCCUCCUCCACCUUCCCCGCCCUUACACCUUUGGCUCGAUGAAGGAGUACAAGGCGGCGCUGAAGGCGACCGGCGAGGCGGCCAAGGCUGGCAAGCCACUCGACAAGGAGGGACCUGUCCUAACAGGCAGAGCCGGCAACGUCUCGACGGGCGCGAAGGACAUGCUCGACGCCCUCGGCGUUGAGUGGGUCGAGGCAAAGGACCUGCCCAAUCUUCCUAACACAUCCACCAUCCCGCCGUCUGCGUACUUCGAGCGCAAGGAAGGUGGCGGCUACGACCGUUCUGAGUACUACGCCAAGCCGGAGCUUUACAAGAGCACUUUCGACGAGAAGAUCGCUCCUUACAUAACGACUCUGAUCCACGGCGCGGGCUGGUCCGCGGGCUACCCCCGUAUCAUGACCAACGCGCAGACCGAUGCCUUCAUCAAGUCUCACGGUGGUGCCCAGAAGCUCAUUGGACUGCAGGACGUCAGCUGCGACAUUGAGUCGACGACCAUCGACGAGCCGUACUUCGACGGUCCAGGCGGUAUGCUGAUCGGUUCGACCGACAUUCUGCCCACUGAGCUGCCGGCCGACGCCUCUGCCCACUUCUCCAAGCACCUGUACCCCUACGUCGAGCGCUCGCUGCAGCACUACGACGGCAAGGGGCGCAUGGGCGACGAGAUCGACAAGACGCUCGCGCGCGCCAUGAUUGUCGAAGACGGCGAGCUUCAGAAACCCCAUGACUGGCUCGAGAAGAACGUACGCAGCUGGAAGAAAGCGGCCCCCGGCGGUGGAUGCCAGAAAAAGCGCGUGCUCCUCCUUGGGUCUGGCCUUGUGGCGGCGAGCAACAACGUGGCCGAGGCCAAGGCGCUCGCGCGCGACAGGGAGAAUGUGACGACGGCUAUGCUCGACGUCAGCGACGAGCGGGCACUCAGCGAGGCCGUCUCCGCUGCUGAUGUCGUCGUCUCGCUCCUCCCGGCGCCGAUGCACCCGCAGGUCGCGAAGCACUGCAUUGCGCACGGCAAGCACCUCGUCACUGCCUCCUACGUCUCGCCCGAGAUGAAGGCACUCGCUAAAGAGGCGGCGAUGCGAAUCAUGGAGCGUGUCCAGCGCGAGGGCAAGCGCGUCACCUCCUUCAUCUCGUGGUGUGGCGGACUCCCCGAGCCAUCAGCCUCCAACGUCCCGCUGGCGUACAAGUUCUCCUGGUCGCCCCGCGCGGUCCUGACCGCCUCCCAGAACGACGCCCACUACAAGCUGGACGGCAUCGAGCACACGGUCCCGGGCGACCAGCUGCUGGCGAAACACUUCCCGAACGUGGAUCUCUGGAAGGGCCUCAAGCUCGAGGGUCUCGCGAACCGCGACUCAAUGCCAUAUGCGGCCAAGUACGGCCUCGGACCCGUCGACGGCCUGAAGGACCUGUACCGCGGAACGCUGAGGUACCAGGGCUUCUCGAAGCUCAUGGACGCGUUCCGCCGCCUGGGGCUGAUUUCGCAGGACGCCCUCAGCGCGCCUGUCGAGAGCUGGCCUGCCCUCCUCGCCGCGUCCAUGAGCAAGGCGACAGGCGAGAAGGUCGCCGAGAAAGACCUGGUGCCCGCCAUCCGCUCCCUGCUGGGCAAGGACGCGGACUCGGCGCUGGAUGCGCUCAAGUACUUCUCCCUCCUCCCCGAAGCCACCUCGAAUGCGCCCGCCCUCCCCCGCGCCCAGGCGCCUAUCGACUACUUCGCCUCCUUGCUCUCGAACAAGCUGGCCUACAAGCCAGGCGAGCACGACACGUGUCUCCUGUACCAUGGCUUCCGCGUCGUGCCUGAGGGCGCGCCGGAGGGCACCCCCGAGCAGACCGUGAGCGCGAGCUUGCUCUGCACGGGUAAUGAGAAGGCGAGCUCGAUGGCGACGACAGUCGGGUGCACACUCGCGUUUGCCGCCCUCCGGGUUGCAGACGGCAAGGUCGACGCGCGCGGCGUGCAGGGGCCGUACUCCAAGGACGUGUGGAGUGGCGUGCUGGACGAGCUGGCCAACAUCGGCGUCGAGGUUAAGGAGACCUGGGCGUGA